AGUACUUAAAACACACACUACAAGUCCCAACUGUUUGCUUUCUAUCUUCAUCUUCACUUGACUUGAGAUUACUUCACAUGGGACUUCCCUAACAGUGUAGGAAAUGCGUCUUGAAGCGUUAUUUGGAUGAUUGAGAUAUUUUUAUUCUAAAUCGAAGAAGAAGAAGACAUCGAUCAAUGGAGAAAUUGGGUCUACCAUUACCAUAUGAUAUGGAAUGCAUGAAGAUGGCCAUGUUAAAGCAUGAAGAAACGUUCAAACAGCAGGUAUAUGAGCUUCAUAGGCUAUAUCAAAUCCAAAGGCUGCUGAUGAAGAACAUGCAAAGAAGCAUGCAGAAUCAAGAAACAUGGAGCUUGAAAAAUGGAAGCAUAAGCUUCGAUUAUCAAAACGAUUACAAUUUCAACAUCAACAAGCUUCAAAACCAAGAUUUGGAACAUGAACCAGCAAGUACUAACGAGUAUGAGAUUGAAGACGAGAGUGAAAUCGAGCUCACGUUGGGCCCCACACGUAGGAGGAACAAUCACAAUCCGAGACAAUUAAAUAUUUCAGAUUCCAUGCCAAGUUUUUCAUCAUCUUCAACAAGUUCCAGUCAUAGAAGCAGAAUUACAGUAGAAAAUUCAAGAGUUUUGAGCGUAGAAAAACAACCGAGACAAGUUGAUAGAUCACUCAACCAGCCUCCAUGGCUCCAUCGUGUUUUGAUUUGAUCAAGAAAUGAUUGUGGGCUUUAAUUAUUACUUUAUAAGAAAAAAGAAAAAAAAAAUAGUGCA
Molecule: messenger RNA, 764 nt
Organism: Lactuca virosa
Lineage: Eukaryota; Viridiplantae; Streptophyta; Magnoliopsida; Asterales; Asteraceae
Source: the annotation of a GenBank genome assembly